CACGCCCGCUUCACAAUUCAAACGAACGGCAUUUUAUUUUCACAGGAUUCGGAAUAGUGAAUGUUUAACCCAAUACCGACUUUUUACCUUUGUGUUUUGACCAAAAUUUGAAUUUUUAAGUUGUUCUGUGCCCGUCACACCAUGUCCCAUCCAUCCGACCAUGUGCUACGUCCCAAGGAAAAUACAUCUACUCGAAAGCCGGAAAUAUCAGCUGCUGUUCUCAGCUUACAAAAGAAAAACUUGCUUAUAGGAAAAAAGCCCACCAGUGAGAACGUGGCUCCUGGCGCCAAGCCCCUUCCCGGGUCUUCGGGCGCUGUGAUUAGGAGUGCGGCGACUGGCGUGCGACCGCCCAAUAAACCCGUUCAUGGAGUCUCUCAUCCCGUAGUUCCCUCCACGGGAAACAAGUUCCAGAAGCCAGUGGCGCCCCCCGUUAAAAAGUCCCCUUCGGAAUUCGUGGCUCCCGCUCCAGUGGCACCCAUAAAGAAAACCGAAGCAAUCUCAAAACCAAAACCUGCUGCUGCAGGCUCAGAAUCCUCCACAGAAUCUAGUGCUUUAGUGGCCAGCAGCUCAGGCAGUGCCACCGACAAGGAGAAAGGCAAGACUGAAACCCAGCCUCAAAAACCUAAGAAAACCUGGGAACUCAACAACUUUGAUAUUGGCCGCCUGCUCGGACGCGGCAAAUUUGGCAACGUUUAUUUGGCGCGCGAAAAGGAAUCUCAAUUUGUGGUGGCCCUGAAAGUGUUGUUCAAGCGUCAGAUAGGCGAGUCCAAUGUGGAGCAUCAGGUUCGUCGGGAAAUUGAGAUACAGUCACACUUGCGCCAUCCGCAUAUCCUUCGUUUGUAUGCCUACUUUCACGACGAUGUGCGCAUCUAUUUGAUUCUUGAGUAUGCACCCCAAGGAACUCUGUUCAAUGCUCUGCAGGCACAGCCGCUGAAGCGUUUUGAUGAGCGUCAGUCGGCCACCUACAUCCAAGCUCUCUGCUCGGCACUGCUUUAUCUGCACGAGAGGGACAUUAUCCACAGGGAUAUCAAGCCGGAAAAUCUGCUGCUUGGCCACAAGGGCGUACUGAAGAUCGCCGACUUUGGCUGGUCCGUGCACGAGCCCAACUCAAUGCGCAUGACGCUGUGCGGCACUGUGGAUUACCUGCCGCCAGAAAUGGUUCAGGGCAAGCCGCACACCAAAAACGUAGAUCUCUGGAGUCUGGGAGUGCUCUGUUUUGAACUGUUGGUGGGCCACGCGCCCUUCUACUCGAAGAACUACGACGAGACCUACAAGAAGAUCCUUAAAGUGGAGUACAAGCUGCCGGAGCAUAUUUCCAAGGCAGCCGCACACCUCAUUUCAAAGCUGCUGGUCCUCAAUCCGCAGCACCGCCUUCCGCUUGACCAGGUGAUGGUGCACCCCUGGAUCGUGGCGCACACGCAGUAAAUCUUUGCUUUCAUUUUGAGUUAUUUCCUUUUAAUUUACAGUUUUAGUUAAGGCUCGCCGCGUAAUUUAAUUAUGGCAUCUUAAAAUUUCAUUUAGACAGAUUCGAGAAGUUAACAUUUAUGAAUUAAGUUUAUUAUUAUCAUUACCAAUAAAGUUUGUGUCGUGUUUUCGAAUGCUA
Molecule: messenger RNA, 1603 nt
Organism: Drosophila ficusphila
Lineage: Eukaryota; Metazoa; Arthropoda; Insecta; Diptera; Drosophilidae
Gene: aurA
Product: aurora kinase C
Exons: 3
Coding region: 142-1425 (427 amino acids)
Biological process (GO): mitotic spindle organization; protein phosphorylation; regulation of cytokinesis
Cellular component (GO): chromosome passenger complex; spindle midzone; spindle microtubule
Molecular function (GO): protein kinase activity; ATP binding
Source: RefSeq, a predicted model, not a curated record